CUCAAUCGUUAGAGAAGACCACCACGCCAAAUUGCGCGAAGCCAGCGUAGAAAAUGCUGCGCGCGCCCCGCAUCGCAGCCCCCUCGCCUCUAACACACUGUCGAACGCGCGCAAGAGCAAGCGCGGCGCCAAACGAUGCUCGUACACAGGCAAAAAACAAGUCGUCUCCCAAGAUGAUCAAGAAACAAGUCCUUAUCACGGCGCUCGCGCUCGCCCUGCACGGCGCCGCUGGAGACGAUCUGUGCGCCCCGGCGUCUACUUCGGCCGCGCGUCGCGUCUACGUCGGCCGCGCGUCGCGCGCCGCGCACCGCGCCGCUCACCGCGUCCCCGCAGGGCCCCACCGCCACCGCCACCGGGCGCGUCGCCGUCCGCGGCGCCGACGGCCGCGCCGACCGUGCCGGGCUGGCGCGCAAACGGCGUCGAAACUCAACGUGCCUUCAAAAAACCCGAUCUGGAGCAAACUGAGCAAGUCUGGAGCCGCCAGCGCUGCGCAUCGGCUGCGCUCCGGCCUACGAGUGGACCGGACAACGCCACGGCGCUUGGCCGUGGGCCCUGCGACGCGCGGCUUGCCCGCGGGCUGCCCCGGAGAGCCCACCACCAUAUGGCAGCACAUGCGCAGCACAUGAGCAAUCUUGAGACGAUGCUCGCGCCGUGACGAUGCUCGCGCCGUGCGCAGGAUUCCGUACGACGGCGACUACAACUUGGCCACGACCCAGAACCACUCGUGCUUCGGCGACGCCACGUGCCCCUCGGCCUUUCAGCUCGGCGGCGGCAUCAAGUCCUCGAUCAACGCGUCCUCGAUCUUCCUCCCCUCAGGGCUCGUCGAACUGAAGAUGGCCAUUACUACUACGUCCUCGCAAGAUGCCCAGACGAGCAUCGUGUCCGUCGCCGUGGAGUGCGUCCCUUUCCAGCUCGACCACGCCCAUUGCCAGACCCCGUCGUGUGAGCAGGUCUCCACGUUUUCGGCCACUAUCGAUCCGGAGCUACUCCAGACUCAAUGCCCCGACCAAACUACCUUGCCCACGAGCACGGAAGUCAAGCUCUCGUUACCCGUCACGGUGGGCGUGGGUCCCGUCGGCGCCGGCGAGCUCGCGUCCUCCAACCACUUGAUCACGUACACCGUAGACGUGGUCGAUAAGGUAGUGCUUAAUGCGACGCAUGACAGCAACGAUAUCAAUGAGGUUCAAGAGGAUCUCGAUCUUGGCGUCGCCGCGUGGCGCGUCGAGCUGGCGAACGAACUGGCGACGCCCUGCAAUGUCGACGAGCACGUCAGUGCCUCUGAAUCGCUGGCCGCCAACGGCCGCGUCUGCAUCAAGGUCAACUCCACCAAGCAGGACGCCGAUGACUACGUCGCCUUCAUCGAGUCCGCUACGCUCACGAACAACGACAAAGGUGUUUCUACGGUCCUCGUGGCCGGCCGCUCGCACGGUUCCUCUUCUACUGAUGAAGCCUACGCGGGUGCGUUUUUCAACGACGCCCACCUCGACGGGGACCUCACGGACGACUACGUCGACUACCUGACGUUCUUCAUUGAUCCCGAGCUGAGACCUGCCGAGGGCGAAACCGCGUCGAUCUCGCUUGUGAUGGCGGUCGCGUAUCACCACGUGGCCACGGGCCGCCGGGUGCUGGCGGAGCGCACCUCCAUGCCCAUGACCAUGGACGCCGCCGGCGAGGACGAGACGGUGCUGGACCUCGGCACGACGUCGCCCACUCAUUGCGUGGAAGGCGAUGCCGCGGUCGAUGCUACUCUGGCUCUGACGGGCCUCCCGAUCAGCGACGCUACCACCGCCGCCAUUGUCACGGUCGUAGCGGAAGCGGUCGGCACUGUUGAUGAGUCUCAGGUCCGUGUCACGAGCGUCGCCCGCGACGACGAGGGAUCCGCGGUCUAUUCCGUGGAGGUGUCUGGCUGCGGCGAGGAGGCCGCGAACGACAUCGUCCUGGCGCUCGAGGACGACGUGGCCAGCGGCAGCCUCUAUUUCCGCUUACUGCUCGCCGGCGUGUCUCCGGAAGCCUUGGACGGCAUUUCCAUCGUGUAUAUCGACACGCGCUCGACGCCGGGGCAGCUCGUCGAGGUUUCUAUCCAGGCCGCUGUUGUUUUGGACGGGGUCGAUGCAGAUGCGUUCAACGCCGACGCGGGCGCGCAGAGCCAGUUCAAGAAGGCCAUCGUCGCGGCCGUCGACGACGUCGUUUCCACGGAUCAGAUCACGGAGCUUCACGCCAAGGCCACGGAGCGCCGGCGCCUCGCUACUUCUGACUCGACCUCGGCCAUCGUCGAAUACACGCUCACGAUCACCAAGAUCGUCACCGACGAGCUGGGCUCCGUCGAGGCCUUCGAAAAGGACUAUCUCGACUCGGUCACUACGUCGCUCGCCACGGCCACGGCGGACGCUUACUUCCUCGAGAUCCUCCAGGCCGAGCCGUUGUUCGCUGACGCAAGCGUCGAUAUCGGAGCCACCUUCAAUUUCCUCAAGGGCGCUACUAUCGAAGCCGACCCCGUCGAGGAGGACCAAGAGACGUCCGCCGACAGCGACGCCGAGCCGAAGACCGCGGGGCUGCCGAUCGUCGCAGCCAUCGUCGCCGGCGCCUCAUUGCUAGGCGCUGCCACGGGUGCCUACAUCGUCUCCAAGUACCGCGAGGCCUACCAGACCGAGCGCAUCGCGCCCGAGGUCUACGUCAAGGACAUCGACCUCGAGACGCCGCCGGCGACGCUGCCCGCGAACCCCGCGCUCUUCGUGCGCCGCUGAGCCCCGUCGCGCCGGCGCGCCCCGCCCGUCAAGAAGUUCCCCCGGGCGGCGCCGCCAGAGCGCCCUCCCCCCCAUUCGUCAACUGUGUCCCUCCCCGCGUAACUACUGAAAAUCUGAA
Pelagomonas calceolata is the source of this 2862-nucleotide messenger RNA. Lineage: Eukaryota; Pelagophyceae; Pelagomonadales; Pelagomonadaceae. The record is from the annotation of a GenBank genome assembly.